CAUCUCGACUCCCUCCCUCCUCUCAUCUCGACUCCCUCUUCUCAGUGGCAAGAUACUUUAGGGUUUUAAUUUCAUUUCCGGAUUGGUCUGAUCAAGAGAGUAACCUCGGAAGCUUACCGUUUUAAUCUAUGAAUUCUCCUGCACUAAUUCAGUGAAGUUUUCUUUGUGAAAGGUGGUCAGCGACUAACUUGUUUAGAUUCCUGUGUUCGAUCAAAUACAGCAAGCAUGGAGUUUGAUCAACACGAUGAGAGUGAAGAAGAUCUUGAGACAAUACUGGGCCUGAAAGGUGGUCGGCGACUAACUUGCUUAGAUUCCCGUGUUCUAUCAAAUACAGCAAGCAUGGAGUUUGAGCAACACGAUGAGAGUGAAGAAGAUCUUGAGACAAUUCUGGGCCCAAGCAUGGAGGUUGAGCAACCAGUCAUGCACGAUGAGGGUGAAGAAGAUCUUGAGACAAUACUUGGCUUUGAUACCACAUCGAAGCGUCGAGGUCCUACAACCAUGUCAAAGCUUUUCAAAAGCAGCAAAGGGUUAGAAAAGGUGGUUGAGUACAACGAGCUUGGCCAGCCAGUAGGACUUGUUGCUUCUCAGUUGUCCAGCUUUCUGGGAGUCUUGGCACGAUACAUGGUUCCAAUCAUUUAUGAGAAAUGGACUAAGGUUCCAAAGACUUUGAAAGAUAAGAUCUCGUGUUGCUUAGAGGGGAAGUUUGUUCUGCACCCCAACAGCAAGAAAAAUAUGAUAUAAAAUGUAGGAGCAUCAUGGAGAUCUUUUAAAAGCAGGCUGACAAGGAAAUACAUAAUGCCAUUCAAAGACCAGGCAGAUAUCCUUGUUCAUCCACCAGCAAUGUACAAGUUUAUUAAACAAAGGCAUUGGGAGGCUUUUGUGAAGUCGAGAUUGAGUACAAAUUUCCAGGUUUUCCGCGAAAUCCUAUCAACAAAGCGGAAGCAAAAUAUAUAUCCUCAUAGGUUAAGCCGACAAGGAUAUGCGGGACUUGUGGAGCAAUUGAAACAAAAAGAAGGGCUUUCUUUCAAUGAGCUGGACAGGAGUAUCUUAUGGAAGAAAGCUGGAGAAGAUAAAGGCGGGGUCAUUCCACAUGAUGCUACCAGAGAAUGAGCCAAGGCUAUUGAUAAGUUGGCCAAACAGGUGAAAGAAGGUUCCCUAGUCACAAGCGGUAGCGAUGAUAUCCUAACACUUGCUUUAGGGACUGCUGAACCUUCUGGAAAUGUUAGAGCCAUGGGCAAGUUUGUUUCACAAGGAUCUUACUUCCACAACGUGCGGCUAAGCAUACGUGAGGAAAGAGAGGCUAGAUUGAGGGUGGAAGCUGAACUUCAGAAACUGAACGAAAGAGUGGCUCGUGUACUAGAGCAAUUAGCUCUUGUGCUUCAAACACAAGUAAGAUAAGCUUUAACACCUUUAGUCUUCUUCUUAUUUUUGUUUGGUUGGCAGCAGAGAGGAUUCAUCACAAGCAUGGAAGCUACCUCACAGCAUUCUGCAUUUUGGCCUAAAUAUGUACUGGUUUUUUGCUAAUAUUUUUAACCAGUUCUCCUCUGGUUUAGAAAAUCUUUUCCAUCAAUUAACAACUAACACAUCCAUUAUAUUCAGUGAUUAGUAUGGUAUGGCAGAAGUGGUUUAAUGGCAAUCCAAGUAUCUGAUCUCUGAUUUUCCAACUUUUGCUUUCUAAGUUUGUUCUUUCGGGAUGUAAGGAAUGUUAAUGUUACUCAAAACUGUAUGGCAGAUAAGUGUGCUAAAUAUGCUAGGAAGCAUAAUGUAACUCAAUGCUGCUAACCUUAGCCUCCUAAUUUUCUAGUUGGAAAACUCUCUUUGUAAACACUCCUCCUGUUUAUAGUCCCUUUUU
Papaver somniferum (opium poppy) is the source of this 1852-nucleotide messenger RNA. RefSeq lists its product as uncharacterized. Lineage: Eukaryota; Viridiplantae; Streptophyta; Magnoliopsida; Ranunculales; Papaveraceae. The transcript is spliced from 9 exons. The record is from RefSeq and is a predicted model, not a curated record. Bases 226 to 741 code for a protein of 171 amino acids.